Molecule: messenger RNA, 1611 nt
Organism: Sclerotinia trifoliorum
Lineage: Eukaryota; Fungi; Ascomycota; Leotiomycetes; Helotiales; Sclerotiniaceae
Source: the annotation of a GenBank genome assembly
UUAUAUUCGAUGAAGUCUCCGUUGAUCUUAACAAAUUAGGAGUUGUUACACGAAGAACUAGUGCUGCCUACCAAUAAAAGCUGGUUUCGCAUACAUGAUGGCCAGUCUAACUUGCAUUUAAAAGGAUGGACAAAACAAUAAACAUCUAGAUGCUGAUCCCGACGAUUCUGAUCCUGACGAUUCUGAAGGUGAUUCCACAGAUGAGGAUGAGGACAGUAGAGGACUUGAUGAUAAGGUUGUGGGAAGUUAAAAGAAGAAGAGAACAUCAAAGGCAUGGACGAGGGAAUAACCGAGGAUUCUCUAUCAAAUGAUUGAAAUACAGAAAUUGAAGGAACAAGAAGGAUUUCCACGUCUUUCUGGACGUGAGAGUUUUGCUAUAGCAUCUUCUCAGCUCAAUGAAAAAGGUUAUUCAGAUCGGACCGUUUUUGCUCCCGUCACUGGUAUGUGCCAGGUCGCAUGUCAUGGAAUUAUAGUGAGACCCCAACUGUACAGAAGUGAGUUUCAAAACUAUCACUACUUUUGCUGAAAUUUCUUAGUAUAUUAAUACAAGCCAUCCAAGCAUCUCGAGUGAUGGAGAAGUACAAAAGCACAGCCAAACUCUUCGUUCACCAUCAAAAUAGGCUAUUACUGCAAUGGCAAAAUUAAUACAAGAAGCAGUAAUGCAAGCAUCAGUACCAUCUGUAAAACAAAGAUACAAACUUGCAACAGAGUAUGGUUUAAACUUUUUCCAGGUCUCUGUAUGCCCAGUUCUAAUCAAAUAUGCGAACUAUCAGAUUUUAACUAACAAUAUUUACCUAGGGUCACAUUGCCAAUAGACUUCACCAGGGAAAAGUAAAAGCAGAUAAACUGAAGGCGGACAAACUCAAGGCAGCAAAGAAAACAUCAGCGAAAGAAGCUUCAGCUCACAAGCGACCUAGACCACAAAGCCUGAACUUGACAGCCAAUGACAGGCUAUUCAAUGCACAAACUGGUAGUACUUCGAGAGAUACAAAUAUACUCAAAAAGCCACGGCUUGAUGUAGUCCCAGUCAAAACAUCAGUCAACAGCCACAGCAAUUUUCUGCCACAAGUUUCUGUAGAUAAAGUAAGUAUUCCUAUCUAGAUUUUCUGAGAGAAAUUAGCACAGAGAAAGGAUCAUCUUCAAAUCCUUACUAGAAGAGCUAUAUAAUCUCACAAUAAUAGCAAAAUGUUCUUCUCCCUUAACACUAAGCGAAUCCCUCGCUUAACCUUGAUCAUACACAAGCACAUUCUAAACCCCAUCCCAUCCAUCAUUCAAUAUCCACUACCCAUCCCUUAUAAACCUCCUCCCCGUCAAAAAUCCUCUUAAACCCUCACUACAAUUCAAAAAACAUCAAAUAUCAACUCAAGGUAUAAACACCAUCAAUUAUAUCAUCUCUCAAAUCAAUCAUUUAAUCAAUUAUUUAUAUAUAUAUAUAUAAAAUAAUCUAACUCUUUUAUAAUCAAAUCUAUAAAAAUCUUUUCAUAUUUGUAAAAAUAAUUAAUUAAAUUUCAAUACAUAAUUCUCCUUUUCUUUUGAAUAAUCAAAUCUUAAAUAUAUAAUUAAAGAAUUUUUAAUUAAAGAAACUUUUUUAUAUUUUGUUAUAUUUUAUAU